This is a messenger RNA of Drosophila eugracilis, 546 nucleotides long. RefSeq lists its product as uncharacterized. NCBI's taxonomy places the organism in Eukaryota, Metazoa, Arthropoda, Insecta, Diptera, Drosophilidae. The record is from RefSeq and is a predicted model, not a curated record. The coding region runs from base 1 to 546 and encodes 181 amino acids. The transcript is spliced from 3 exons.
AUGAAAGAUCGGCUAUUGAGUUUAGUACUCCGCAUACUAAUCAUAUUAGAUUGGAGCGAGGGGAAAGUUUUUAAAGUCACCAAAAUGGAGUGCAGAACCUUGGAUCCUUCGUUUACAUAUUUUAGAUCUUGUAAAGUGGUUCACAGGGAAAAUGGUCGAGCAGCACUUUAUAUAAAUGAAGUCUUUCUCUAUAAAGAUCCCAUUGAUGACAUAAUUCUUAACCUUGGAAUUUUUAAGAUAGCCAGAAAUCGACGCUUUCAGUUCCUAAAUGAGACUUUGGACUACUGCCUCUUUAGUCGGCAGUUUUUGGCCAGUGGAUUUUUUGGAUUUCUAAUGACUCCAUUAUUGAGAAUAUCGAAUGUGAACGGUAGCUGCCCCUUGCAGCAAAAUAUAAUUAUCAAUGGCUUCCCCGUCAAUGAAGACACUAUUAAGGAGAUUCCAAUCCCAAACGGUGUUUAUAUGUUCAAUUUGCGAACAUCAAUGAAGAAAAAAUGGAGAACAGACGUGAAAGUCUACGCCACAAGAGUCGAUAAUUAUUCCAAAUAA